Messenger RNA from Adineta steineri, 9873 nucleotides. The record is from the annotation of a GenBank genome assembly. Lineage: Eukaryota; Metazoa; Rotifera; Eurotatoria; Adinetida; Adinetidae.
AUGAAUCACUUUUGUACAACACCAUUCUGGAAUGAAAAUAUCACUAAUUCAUCAUAUCCAUAUGUUACUGAAUGUUUUCGAAAUACUGUUCUACAAUGGGUACCUAUGGGUAUUUUCUGGUUAAUUUUACCAUUAUGGUUAUAUGCAUUGGUUAAACAACAAAUGAAAUCACAAGUAAUACAAGUUUCUACUCUAUUCAUUACGAAAAUGAUUCUUACUACUCUAUUCAUUUUGAUUCAAAUCAUUCGUAUUAUUCACUAUGUCUUCUUAUCGAUGAAUAAAGAAGGACAUGCUAAUUGGUUUACACCAGUAUUAUAUAUAAUCACAGCAAUGACUAUUAUUUGGCUUAUAAAUUAUGAGCGUCUCAAAAGUGUCUUUGCUUCCGGUUUACUCUUCAUAUUUUGGCUAUUAGUUUCUCUAGCUUCUAUUCCUGAUAUUAUUCACUACAGUGUUACUAUAUCAUUAUGGAUAGUAUUUAUAAGUGUUUGGCUUCAUUUUUUAUUUGCAUUUGGUUUAUUUAUUACUAAUUGUUUUGCUGAAAAAUAUAUUAUUUCUGAUGUUGUACCUGAACUCUAUGUAAGUUUUCCAUCUCGAAUCUUUUUUGGAUGGGUAACACCAUUAAUUCUUCGAGGCUAUAAAAAGCCACUUACUGAAAAAGAUUGUUGGCAAUUAUCAAAAUCAGAACAAACUGUUACUGUUGUUCAUCAAGUACAAAACUUUAUGAAAGAUACAAAAAAUUCUUAUGAAGAUGAAUUAUCGAAUGAUGAAAAUCGAAAUUUACUUACUAACCUGCCAAUAGUUGAUAUAAAAAAAUCGUCAUCAAAACAGAAAAAAAGUGCUAUUUUUUGGCAUGCACUAUUUCGUACAUAUAGAGAUAAGUUAAUUGCAGGUGGUCUUAUACGACUUGCUCAUGAUCUUACACAACUCAGUGGUCCAAUAAUAUUAAAACUUGUACUUAAUUAUUUUGCUGAUUCAACAAAACCAUUAUGGCUUGGUAUUUUCUAUGCAAUUCUACUUAGUACAUGUAUCUUUUGUCAAAUUAUACUCUUACGAUCUUAUUUUCAAUGUCAAUUUCUUGUUGGACUUCGUUUUCGUUCUGCAAUAACAGGUCUUAUCUAUCGCAAGAGUUUAAAAUUAUCAAAUUCAUCGAAACAAGAAACAACUACUGGUGAAAUUGUUAAUUUAAUGGCAAUUGAUGCUUCUCGUUUUGGCGAAAUUACGACACAAAUGCAUAUUCUGUGGUCAGGUCCACUUCUAAUAAUUAUUACACUCGUUUUACUCUAUCGACAAAUGCAAUGGUCAAUAAUACCCGGUGUUGUAGUAUUAUUUAUUAUGAUUCCAAUUAAUCUAUUUUUACAGAGAAUGCAGAAGAAACUUACGUAUAAACAAAUGAUAGUUAAAGAUCAACGAAUUAAAACAAUGAGUGAAAUACUUAAUGGAAUAAAAGUUAUAAAAUUAUAUGCAUGGGAAAUGGCAUUUAUUCAUUCCAUUACACGGAUUCGUGAGAAAGAACUUGGCUAUAUACGACAAAAAGCAAUUGUUACUGCUAUUUCAAAUAUUCUUUGGACAUUUACACCAAUUCUUGUUGGUAUAGCAACAUUUGCUGCUUAUAUUCUUUCAUCGAAUGAAAAUAUUUUAACAGCUGAUAAAGCAUUUGUAUCUUUGGCAUUGUUUCAUUUACUUCGUGGUCCACUUAAUCAAUUUCCUAAUGUUAUUACCAGUGUUAUUGAUGCUCGUGUAUCAAAUAAAAGAAUUCAAAAAUUUUUAAAUAAUGAAGAACUUGAUGAAAAUGCUGUUAAUAAGAUAUCGAUUGAUUCGAAAUUAUUAGAUGGAAAUUCUAUAAAAAUUAAAAAUGGUUCUUUUCGUUGGUCAAAUGUCGUUGAUGAUCCAUUAAUUUUAAAAAAUAUAAAUCUUGAAAUUCAACAAGGUUCACUUAUUGCACUUGUUGGUAUGGUUGGUUCAGGUAAAAGUAGCAUUUUAGCAGCAUUACUUGGUGAAAUGAAUAAAGUUCAUGGAAAUGUAAGUAUCAGUGGAAAGAUUGCUUAUGUUCCACAGACAGCAUGGAUUAUGAAUGUAACAUUGAGAGAAAAUAUUCUUUUUGGACAAGAUUUUGAUGAAAACUUAUAUAAUCGAGUUAUUGAAGCAUGUGCUCUUAAACAAGAUCUUGAUAUGCUUCCUGCAGGAGAUCAAACUGAAAUUGGUGAAAAAGGUAUUAAUUUAUCUGGUGGACAACGUCAACGAGUAUCAUUGGCACGAGCAUUGUAUAGCAAUGCCGAUAUAUAUUUACUUGACGAUCCACUUUCAGCUGUUGAUGCACAUGUUGGUGCUCAUAUUUUCAAAAAAGUUAUAGGACCAAAAGGAUUAUUAAAUACCAAAACACGUCUUCUAGUUACACAUGGUGUAUCUCAUUUAAACAAAUGUAAUAAUAUUAUUGUUGUUUCUCAUGGUGAAAUUGUUGAUUAUGGAUUGUACAAUGAUUUAAUGAUUCGAAGCAAGAUUUUACAAGAUUUUGUUCAUUCUGUUGUUACUUCUGAUACAGAACAAUAUUCACGUCAAACAAGUACUACUGAAAGUUUAGCAAGUAUGCAUACAACAUCAACUGAAUUGAUUCAUAAUCCAUCUGAAAACGAUAUUCAACAUGAUGGAUCAACAGUAACUACUAUCGCAAUUGAAGAAGAAAUGAAAAAAAUUAUUCAAAAGGAAACUAUUCAGACGGGUUCAGUGAAAUUGAAUAUUUUUUCGAUUUAUAUUCACGCUUGUAAAUUAACUAUGGUUAUGUUAAUUACUCUUUUCUUCUGUUUAACUGCAUGUGCAUCUUUAAGUGCCAAUAUUUGGCUAAGCCAAUGGACAGAUAAAGCAAAAGAAAACAAUAAUACAUCAUCGAAUAAUCGAAUUCGAGAUAUGAAUAUCUAUUCAACAUUAGGUCUCAUUCAAGGAUUGUUUGCCUUUGCAAUGCAAUUAACUCUAAAGCUUGCUACAUAUAUUGCUGGUCGAAAGCUACAUUGGAUUAUUCUAAUUGGAGUACUUCACGCACCUAUGUCCUUCUUCGACACUACACCAAUCGGUCGUGUUAUCAAUCGUUUUGCUAGGGAUAUCGAUGCAGUUGAUUCAACAUUACCCGCUGCUUUUUCUCAAUCAUUUACUACACUUAUUACGGUUGUUACUACAUUAAUUCUAUUGAUCUAUGGAUCAUGGUUUGCUAUUAUUGCAUUAAUACCUCUUUCUAUUCUUUUUGGUUUUAUUCAACGCGUUUAUGUCUCAUCUUCUCGACAACUUGGCCGUCUCGAUUCAGUUACACGUAGUUCAAUUUAUGCAAAUUUUGCUGAAACAAUUCAAGGUCUUAGUUCAAUUCGAGCUUAUCAUGCACAACAACGUUUCAUUGAUGUAUCCGAUAGAUUUGUGGAUAGAAACAUAUCAUGUCACUUUGCUAGUUCUGUUGCUAACAGAUGGCUUGGUGUACGCCUUGAAAUGAUUGGUAAUACAUUAGUAUUUUUUACUGCUAUCAUUGCUGUGUUUAUGCCUGAUCGAAUGACAGCAGGUACUGUUGGUUUAAUGAUUACAUUUGCUAUGCAAAUUACGAAUUCUCUCAAUAUGCUUGUUCGUAUGUCAAGUGAUAUUGAAACAAAUACUGUUAGUGUAGAACGUAUCAAUGAAUAUGCAGAAUUAACACCGGAAGCUUCAUGGGAAAUUCCUGAGACAAAACCAUCAUCUCAUUGGCCUAAGAAUGGAAAUAUUCAAAUCAAGAAUUUAUCAACACAAUAUAGACAAAAUUUACCAUUGGUACUCAAAGAUUUGACUAUUGAUAUUCAACCUGGAGAAAAAAUUGGAAUUAUUGGUCGUACAGGUAGUGGCAAGAGUAGUUUAUGUUUAGCACUCUUUCGAAUUAUUGAACCUAUCAAUGGUACAAUUGUUAUUGAUAAUGUUGAUAUUCGUCAUAUUGAGCCCUUAUCUAAUCAAGAGUCUCCUGCUACUGUUGACUCAACAAUCAAAUCAAAUUCAGCUACAAAUCUACUUGAUCCACAAGCCACGGUUGAUGUCUCUGAUGAUUCGCCAGCGACCUCCUCUAGAAUCAUACUAUCUCCUAUUAAAGGAGCUGUUUUGUUUGCUAUAUUUACAUGUAUAGUGAUGCUUAUUGGAAUUCUCAUAGUAUAUUUCAACUCACCAAAACCACCAGGUAAACUAUGUACAAUCACUUUAAAAUCAGAAGCUCAAAAUUCUAUAAGUGAUGAUUCUCAUCCACAAUCUAUUGCCAUUGGUGAUUUCAAUAAUGACAUUCGUCCGGAUAUUGUUGUUUCAAAUUCAAAUACAAAUACUAUCGGUGUAUUUCUUAGAAAUGACUCUCAUUCAUUCAAAGAUCAACAAACAUAUUCGACUGGUUAUGGUUCACUUCCAUAUGCAGUUAGUGUUGGUGAUUUCAAUAAUGAUCAACGAUUGGACAUAGCUGUUGCGAAUUUUGGCACAAAUAAUAUUGGUAUCUUUCUUGGUAUCGGCAAUGGUCAAUUUAGAUCUCAAAAAAUAUUUACUACGGAAUCAUCUCGACCACGAUGGAUUGCUGUAGGUGAUAUCAACAAUGAUACACAACUUGAUCUAGUUGUUGUUAACUACGGCACUAAUGACGUUGGAAUUCUUUUAGGAGAUGGUUAUGGUAAUUUUGGAAAGCCAGUCGUUUUUUCUACUGGUUUUGACUCUAUGCCAUAUUUUCUUGCCAUUGCUGAUCUUGAUAAUGAUGGUUAUCUUGAUAUAGCAGUAGCUAAUCACGGCACCCGUAACAUAGGUCUAUUUUUUGGCCGUGGUAAUGGAACAUUGACAAAUCAAAUCAUAUUUAAUAUUGGUAUUAGUUCUUACCCAUAUUCGAUCGCUGCCGAUGAUUUAAAUAAUGACACAUAUAAGGAUAUUGUUGUGGCAUGUUCUGGUUACACAAACAGUAUUCAUGUUUUGUUAGGCUUUGGAAAUAGAACUUACGCGAAUUCAAAUAAUUAUUUAAUUGGAAAUAGUACUUCAUCGGCUGUAUCAGUAGUAAUUGGUGAUUUCAAUAAUGAUGAUAUAUAUGAUAUAGCUGUAAAUAAUUAUGCUCAUGAUAGUAUAAGUGUAUUUUUUGGAUCUGGCGAUGGAAUUUUCUUAGAUGAAGCAACAAUCUAUAGCAGUUAUGGUUCUAAACCAUAUGCAAUAAUCGCUGGUGAUUUUAAUAAUGAUACUCGAUUGGAUCUUGCUGCAGUCAAUUAUGAUUAUAACUAUAUAGAUAUCAUUCUUGUAUAUAGAAACUAUAGUUUCUUAAGUCAAACUAUAUACCCUACAAGUGAUAUUGAUACUCAACCGAACUCAAUUGUCUUUGCCGAUAUGAAUAAUGAUCAUCAAUUAGAUAUUGUUGUUACUAAUUUUUGGAGUGACAAUAUUGGUAUAUAUCUAAAUGAAGGAAAUAAUACUUUUUCAAAUCAGACUACAUAUUCUACUAAUAGUGAUUCCGGCCCAUCUUCAGUUAUUACUGGCGAUUUUAAUAAUGAUGAUCAAUUAGAUAUUCUUGUUACCAAUCAAAACCUUCGUGCUAUAGGUAUUUUUCUAGGAAAUAGUAGUGGAAUAUUUUCCAACCAAACUACUUAUUCAAUUAACGCACAGCCAGUUUCUGUUGCUACUGGUGACUUCAAUGAUGAUAAUCGUCCUGAUGUUGUCAUCGUAGAUUCGACCAGUAAUAUUAUAGGUGUUCUUCUGGCACUUGAAGAUGGUACAUUCUCUAGUCAAACUACGUAUUCAACGGGUAAAGAUUCUCUGCCGUCUGCUAUUACCAUUGGUGAUUUUAAUAACGACAAACAAUUGGAUAUUGUCGUUGCCAAUUAUUUGGGUAGAAAUAUAGGUAUUUUUUUUGGAUAUGGAAAUGGAAGUUUUUCGAGUCAACAGACAUAUUCAACUGGCCAAGAUUCUAGUCCAAUAUCAGUUGUUGCAAGUGAUGUAAAUGGUGACAAAGUACUUGAUAUCAUUGUUGCCAAUUAUGAUAUGAAUAAUAUAGGAAUUUUAUUCGGAUAUAGUAAUAUUAGUUUUUCUCUUCAAUAUAGCUAUUCCACUGGAAAUAAUUCUAAUCCAUAUUGUAUCAUUGUUGAUGAUGUUAAUAACGAUACAAAUCCUGAUAUUAUCGUUGCCAAUUAUCAGAUUGGUAAUAUCGGUAUUUUUCUUGGAAAUCAAGAUGGUACUUUUUCUAUUCAAACAACUUAUUCAACUGGAAUUACAUCAAAUCCAAAAUCGAUUACUAUUGGUGAUGUAAAUAAUGAUGGUUGGGCAGAUAUUGCUGUGGCAAAUUAUGGCGCUGCGAAUAUAGGUAUUUUAUCUGGAUAUGGGAAUGGUAGUUUUACUGAUCAAAAGACUUUGUCAAGCAAAAGUGGUACCACUCCAUUUUCUCUUGCCAUGGGAGAUUUCAAUAAUGACAAUCAACUGGAUAUUAUCGUUGCUAAUUAUCAAGGCAACAAUGUCGAUAUUUUUUUUGGUUAUAGUGAUGGGAGUUUUGGAGAUCGUCGAAGUUAUUCGACUGGUAGUGAUUCAAAACCAUUUGCAGUCGCCACUGCAGAUUUUAAUAAUGAUAAUCAAUUAGAUUUUGUCGUUGCUAAUCGUGAGAGUAAUAGUAUAAGUAUAUUUUUUGGAUAUGCUAAUGUUACAUUUUCUCUGCAAGGCACCUAUUCAACUGGCAGUGAUUCUGAACCAUAUACUAUAGCGAUUGGUGACUUAAAUAAUGAUAAACGAUUAGAUGUUGUUGUUGCUAAUGCUAAAGCUGACAAUAUUGGUAUUUUUCUUAAUUAUGACAAUGGAUCUUUCUCAGCUCAACAGACAUAUUCAACUGGUGAUGGCUCUUUUCCAAUAGAUGUUGCCAUUGAUGAUUUUAAUAAUGACAAUAUAUUGGAUAUUGCCGUUGCCAAUCGUGAAACAAGUACUCUAGGCAUUUUCCUUGGACAAAAUAAUACUAGUUUUUCGAAUCAAACCUCCUAUUCAAUUGGUAUUGCUACUUCACCAGGAGGUUUGGCCAUCAGUGAUCUCGACAAUGAUGGUUAUCUGGAUAUAGUCAUUACCGCUACUUAUGCAAGUUGUAUUAAUAUUUUUCUUGGAUAUGGGAAUGGAAAAUUUUUCCCUUCAGACAAAUAUCUAACUGGUGGUGGUUCUCGACCUGGCUCAUGUACGAUUGCAGACUGGAAUCAUGACAAUGUACAAGAUGUGAUUGUUACUAACUGUGUCACGAACACCAUAGGCGUGCUCGUUGGAUUUGGUGACGGAACUUUUUCCAAUGCAAUAACUUAUUCAACUGGUUCAAAUUCUUGUCCAAAUUCGAUUGUUGCUGGUGAUUUUAAUAAUGACAGUCUAUUGGAUGUUGUUGUAGCUAAUUCCGGUGCCGCCAACAUAGGUGUUUUCUUAGGAUCUACAUAUAUGGAUGGUGUUCGUGAAAAUACAUAUUUCACUGGAUCCUCUCCACAUCCUGAAGUUGUUGGUGUUGGUCAUUUUAAUAAUGAUACAUAUUUGGAUAUAGCCAUAUCAAAUUAUGGAUUAGGAACUGUAGGAAUACUUUUAGGAUCUAUAAACGGAACAUUUCCAUUACAAACAAUGUUUUCAACUGGUACUCUAUCGUAUCCAACUUCGAUUGUCAUUAGUGAUUUGGAUGAUGAUAGUCAAUUAGACAUUGCAGUGACUAGUUCGGGUGGUGAAAGUGUAGGCAUUCUAUUUAGUAAUGGAAAUGGUAACUUUCAGGAUCUAAAUAUAUAUCCGACGGGACUCGGCUCUAUACCAUCUUCGAUAACCAUUGGUGAUUUCAAUAAUGAUAAGAAACUUGAUCUUGUUAUUGCAAAUUCAGGCACAAAUACUGUGCAAACACUUUUGAAAUAUAAUAUUGAAGCAUUUAGGACACAAAAACGGUAUUCUACUAGUAGUCAGUCUGCUCCACAAGUGGUGCUCGUCGGUGAUUUUAACAACGAUAGUCGAUGGGAUUUUGUUGCCGUCAACACGGGUCUUAAUAACAUAGGUGUUUUUCUAGGAUUGGAGAAUAAUACCUUCUCAAAUCAAAAAACAUAUACGACUGGUGAAAAGUCGUCACCAUAUGCAGCCGUAGUUGCUGACGUUAAUAAUGAUAAUUACCUAGAUAUUAUUGUAACCAAUUAUUGGAAUGAUAAUGUCGGUGUUUUCCUUGGUUUUGGUGAUGGUAAUUUUGCAGAUCAGCCCUUCAUUACAUCGACAAAAUCGGUUUUUUUUUUUGGAUAUGGCAAUGGCAGUUUUCCUACGAUGAGCACCUGUUCAGCUGGCAGUCAUGUAGGACCAAUAUCUAUUGAUGUUGGCGAUUUUAAUGAUGAUAAUAACCUAGACUUUGCAGUUGCCAAUUAUUUGCAUGACAAUAUAAAUAUUUUUUCUGGAUAUGGUAACGGAAGCUUUUCAAUGCCUAUUCCCUAUUCGACUGGCCUUAAUUCCAAUCCAACAUGUAUUCUCGUCGCUGAUUUAGAUAAAGAUAGUAGACUGGAUAUCAUUACAGCCAAUUCAGGUGCAAAUAAUAUUGGUGUCUUGUUUGGACGAGGAAAUAGUACUUUUUCUGAACUAAAUACUUUUUCAACUGGUACUGGCUCAGCUCCAAAUGCAAUCGCCAUCAUGGAUUUUAAUAAUGACAAUCAAUUAGAUAUUGCUGUUGCUAACUACGGCAGUGAUAACGUCGGAAUUCUUCUCGGAUGUAUCAAUGGCACUUUUUUCAGUCAAUUGACUUAUCCGACUGGUGACUUUUCGUCGCCUCUGACUAUCGCUGUAGCAGACUUCAACAAUGAUAGUUAUCUGGAUAUUGUUUCGUCUAACUCUGGCACUGAUUGCAUUGGUAUGUUGUUGGGAUAUGCUACCGAAGACUUUUUAAUUGCACCACCUUAUUCAACUGGAUCUUUGUCGCAACCACUAUCUCUUGUAGCUAAUGAUUUCAACAAUGAUACCUUCUUGGACGUCGUUGUUGCUAACAAUGGUACAAAUAAUAUAAUGAUUCUAUUUGGAUCAGGUUAUGGUACUUUUAGCAGUCAAGUAAUAUAUUCAACUGGUAUUACUUCUCAUUCAUGUUCUGUAGCCAUUGGUGAUUUUAACAACGAUCAUCGUAUGGAUAUUGUUGUUGCAAAUUCUGGCGAAGAUAACAUUGGUAUUUAUCUUAGUAAUGGUAGUGGCACGUUUCUAGAUCAAACAACGUAUUUUACUGGUCUUCGUUCUCAACCAUAUUCAGUUGUUGUUGUUGAUUUCGAUAACGAUACUCGAUUAGACAUUGCUGUAGCUAACUAUGGUUCUAGUAGUAUUGGCGCUUUUUUCGGGUAUGGAAAUGGAAGUUUCGCUAAUCAACUAAUAUUUAAUACUGGUUAUCGUUCACAUCCAUUUGCACUUGCUAUCGGUGAUGUUAACAAUGAUAAUCUAACAGAUAUUAUUGCUACUAAUAAUGGAUAUGCAAGAGCUGCUCGAUUACGAGAUUUUUUUUUUGUUGUUGAUGGUGGUUUUGCAUAUGCUCAUGUUCGACAUUCAUAUUUUUUAGCACUUGUUCAAAGAGUAUUUCGUUAUUCUAAAAAUAUUGAUCGUUUCCAUUCACCAGCGUAUAUUAUGAUAAGUGAUCUAUCAGAUAAUUUUCAAACGUCACGUUAUUCGUUACUACAUGAACAUUCAACUUAUUUUCAAUCAACAAGAGAUCAAUAUAUUGAUUUAUUUGAUAAAGAUCGUUUAGUUUAUUUAACACCUGAUUCACCAAAUAAAAUGACACAUUUUGAUCAUAAUGCUGUUUAUAUUGUUGGAGGGAUUUAUGAUGAUCAAAAUAAAGAACCUUUAACAUAUGAAAAAUUACCAUUAGAAAAAUAUUUUACGGAAGUUAGAAUAAAAUUUUUAUUCUUAUACAUACAUAUAUGA